AUGACGGGUUUGACUCAAAAGAAGGCAAAGUUCAUAUGGUUCGAAGCUUGUGAGAAGAGUUUUCAAGAGUUGAAAGAUAAGCUUACUUCCGAUCUGGUGUUAACUGUACCAGAAGGUACUGAUUGGUUUGGGGUGUAUAGUGAUGCCUCUCGAAUUGGAUUAGGAUACGUGCUUAUGCAAAAUAGUAAAAUCAUGCCUCCUCAUAGAGCUUACACAAGGGAUGCUAAUGCUCGCAACGCUAACGUAAUUCCUCUAGUCCCAGCUCAUGAGGUUUUGAAUGUAGAGUUUUGGAAUGUAAUCCAACUUUUGGCCCACAACGUAGUCAACAAGAACAGUCAGCAUGUUCCAGUUCCUAGGUUCACAAGUUAA
Solanum stenotomum is the source of this 369-nucleotide messenger RNA. RefSeq lists its product as uncharacterized. Bases 1 to 369 code for a protein of 122 amino acids. Lineage: Eukaryota; Viridiplantae; Streptophyta; Magnoliopsida; Solanales; Solanaceae. The record is from RefSeq and is a predicted model, not a curated record. The transcript is spliced from 2 exons.